Messenger RNA from Durio zibethinus, 1924 nucleotides. NCBI's taxonomy places the organism in Eukaryota, Viridiplantae, Streptophyta, Magnoliopsida, Malvales, Malvaceae. The record is from RefSeq and is a predicted model, not a curated record.
GUUCCUCAAGAAUCCUCCAAGAAAAUUAACCCAAUCCCAAACAACAACAACAAGAAGAUUUCUCAAAGCCUUUCAUUCAAAAAAAAAACCUUCAUGGCCUGUGAAGAAGAAGAUCAUCCCAAGCUUCAAUUCCCAUUAGAUGCAGACGCUUACAAGAUCGUUGACGAAAUCGGGAUUGGUGUUUGUGCCAUAGUUUACAAAGCCGAAUGUGUUCCAAUGAAUUCAACUGUUGUUGCCAUCAAAGCCAUUGAUCUUGAUCAGUGGAAGGCUGAUUUGGACAACAUUCGACGUGAAACCAAGAUCAUGUCUCUUCUUUCACACCCCAACAUCCUUAAUGCUCAUUGCUCUUUCACCGUUGGUCGACGUCUCUGGGUGGUGAUGCCGUUCAUGUUUGGAGGUUCUUUACAAUCCAUAAUCUCAUCUUCUUUCCCCGAUGGAUUAUCAGAGCAAUGCAUUGCCAUUGUUCUCAAAGAAACCCUCAAUGCAUUGUCGUAUCUUCACAACCAAGGGCAUUUGCAUAGAGAUAUAAAGCCUGGUAAUAUUUUGAUGGACUCGAAUGGAUGUGUUAAACUUGCGGAUUUUGGGGUUUCAGCUUCAGUUUAUGAGUCGAGUUCAAGUUAUGGAUCUGGUUCAUCGACAUCUUCAUCAUCGUCGAUGCCCACUGACGUGAAGGGAACCCCAUAUUGGAUGGCGCCGGAGAUGAUACACUCGCAUGCAGGGUAUAGUUUCAAGGCUGAUAUAUGGUCUUUUGGUAUAACCGCGCUCGAAUUAACCCAUGGAAGGCCACCUUUAUCACAAAUACCUCCUUCAAAGUCUUUGAUCAUGAAGAUUACCAAGCGGUUUGGAUUUUCUGAUUAUGAAAAUAAUAGCAAGAAAGGUAAGAGCAAGAUGUUUUCAAAGGCCUUUAAAGAUAUGGUUGCUUGUUGUCUUGAUCAAGAUCCUGGGAAACGACCAUCGGCAGAAAAGCUUUUGAAGCAUUCUUUUUUUAAGAGUUGCAACGGUUUGGAUUUUCUUGUUAAACAUGUGUUGCAUGGAUUGCCUAGUGUUGAAGAGAGGUUCAGGGUAAGCAAGAUUCUUAGGGUGGGUGUUGAUGUUGAAGUAGAUGAUGAAGAUCUUGAAGUGGAAUCAGGGUCUCCGCUUGUUAAACAGGGAAGGAUUAGUGGGUGGACCUUCAAUGAAGAUGGGUUCGAGCUUGACCCUGUAUUCCACAGCGAGUCCAAAGACGAUCCAACUGUGAAAAUGGUUCGUUUUGGUGACAAAACGAUAAUUACAGAAAGAGCAGGUGACUCCGAGGGAUCAAAUUUGAAUUUACCAGAGGCUGAGUCAAGUUUGAUUAGUUCACCGGGGGAAGUUGGGGAGGGGGGAAAUGAUGGUUCUCAUGGUGAACAAGAGUUUGGCAUUGAGGGAAUUGCAGGGGAUGAGUCUAGAGUUGAAAGUACUGCUAAUCCACAAACAAUAGUGGGUGGCCUGAUGAUAUUGAAAAAGAGUUUGGAUGAUCAAAUGCAGAAGGUGACAGAAAUGAUUAAUCUGUUUGGAGGGGAAGUGGUCAACAGAGAAGAUCAAUUGGUGCAGUUGAUUGAGAGGCUGAGGUUGGAGUUAGAGAAUGAAAAGAAAAAGAACUUUGAAUUGGAGAUACAAUUAGAGUUUCUCAAAAUACAGAUUUCUGGUGCAUCCAAAACUGAUGAAAAUCAUUGAAGUUUACCCAACCAUUACAUUUGCAAGUUAGUUGAAGAUUUGAGACAUUGCGGUGAAAUUUCAGUCUACUUUUUUUUUCUUCUUGCCUAUUGGAACCUGUUCUUUAUGUUCUUAAGGUCCAGAUAGUGUAUUACAUAUCAGAUGUGCAAAUUUGUGCUUUUAACAUAGUUAGGAAUUAGGGACAUGCCAAACAGGCCUAAUCUGAUUGCAUCUAAUGGAAUAAAUUGAA